UAGGACUUGUAACCUUGCAAGUCACUGCUCUAUGUUCACCAGAAGAAAAAGUGGAUUUUAGUGGAACAACUAUACAAGAAGGUGCCCAAAUCCAUUCUUGGCAAUCUUUUGGCCUUGAAACAACAAACCAGAAAGAAUCCAUUCUGUUGGCAUCUAGAUGGGCUAUAAGGGAAGCUAAAAGAAUGGGCUGGAAGAAGGCACAAUGCAUCCUACAAGAUGAAGAUAUAAUCACCAAGCUCAAUUCUCUUCGGGUUUCUGUGCCUUAUACAUCUCAUGUUGUACUGAAAACAGACUUUAUGUUGUGUUCUUUCUCGGUUCGGUCUGUGAUUUUGUCCAUUCACAUGCCUCACCUUUCGGUAUCGAUUUGGCUGUGUAUAAUCAGACGUUGCUUUCGGGUACCCUUUGUGAGGAUCCCGAAGUUCUCAAAACCCUUGAAUCCUCUUACCUCGACUUGGCUCCUCGAGGUAUUUUCCGCUAGAUUUUUUCGAACAUCCUCAUACACGCGGCCAGCCUUGUUCCUUUACUUGAUAAUGACUUCCCUUAAUCGAGUCUGCAACUAUAGCAUGUUCCGUGGUAAGUUCUUACUAUCGUUUUCUUAUGCUCCUGCAGCCGAAAUCGAUGGCUUUAGAGAGUUCAGCGGCCAUCACUCAGAUUGGGCUGUAGUUGCUCCUAAGCCCGAAGACGACUUCCGUCGCCCUCCCAAGGGUUGUUUUACUUUUUUCGUGGAUCAAAUAAUGUCGGGCCUGCGUUUCCCGAUUCAACCUGAACUGCAAUCGUUAAGUAACCUUUUCGAUAUACCAAUAAACCAGUUCACCCCCAAUUCUAUUCGAAUAAUGGUAGCUUUCAUAGUUGUUACCCACAUAGUUUUAGGUAAUUUUCUACCCGAGUUUUUCCUUUACUGUUACGGGUAUAGGUUUAGCAAGGACGCCCAUUGUCUGGGCCGUCGAGUAGGUGUUACUUUCCUUGACGACCUCUCUUCCAACAUUACUGAAUGGAAAAAGAAGUACUUCUUCAUUCUACCUGCUCCUGGCCAGUAUCCCUUUUCGAAUGAGUGGAUUACCAAUAAGACAAAGCAGCAUAAGCGUCCCGACUCUUCUCAAUUCGCUGAUAUGCUAGAAGAGUUAAACAGACACGUAUGGAGCGCUCGUCGACUUACCAAAGAUACUUCUUUACUUAAUCAUGUUGGUAUUUGUGUUGAUAAAAGUGCUCCUCAAGACAUAGAAUUGAUCUAUAUCGAUGAACCAGUCUUCCAUAAAUCAUUAUGUAUUGGAAGUCAUCUUCAAGAACCUCUUCGGUCAGAACUUAUCUCGUUUCUCAAACACAAUUCUGAUGUUUUCGCUUGGAAGCACGAGGAUAUGAAGGGCAUCGACCCCGGUGUCGCUAGCCACAAGCUGAACCUCGAUCAAACCAUCCGGCCUGUUGUGCAAAAGAGAAGGAAACUGAGGCCGGAUCGUCAGAAGGCGUUGGAAGAAGAAGUCGAAAAACUCAUCGACAACAAGUUCAUCAAGGAAGCCAAAUACCCGACGUGGGUCUUAAAUCCUGUUCUUGUCAAAAAGAGCAACGAGCUAUGGAGACUAUGUAUCGAUUUUUCCGACCUGAACAAGGCGUGCCCGAAGGACAGUUAUCCACUCCCACAUAUAGACUACAUGGUCGAUGCCACGUCGGGACACGAGUUAAUGAGCUUCAUGGAUGCUUACUCCGGCUACAAUCAAAUUCCAAUGGAUCCUGAAGAUUCUGAACACACCUCAUUCUAUUCGGCCCGAGGCUUGUACUGCUAUACUAUGAUGCCGUUUGGAUUAAAGAACGCCGGAGCUACAUACCAACGCCUCGUCAAUAAAAUGUUUGCCACGAUGAUUGGUCAUACUAUGGAAGUUUAUGUCAACGACAUGCUCGUCAAAUCGGUGCACGCUUCUGACCAUGUAGCACACCUUCAAGAUAUGUUCAAUGUCCUCCGAUCUUAUUCCAUUGUCCUAAAUCCCAAGAAAUGCACCUUCGGAGUUAAAUCGGGAAAGUUUCUGGGCUAUAUGGUCAGCCAACGCGGAAUUGAAGCCAAUCCGGCCAAAAUAAAGGCCAUUCGAGAUCUAACUCUCCCGACCUCGGUUAAGGGUGUUCAGGCCCUAACCGGCCGACUUGCCGCACUCAACCGGUUCAUCUCCAAGUCUAUAGAUCGUUGCAGACCCUUUUUCGAAGCAAUCAAAAAAGGAAAACGUUUUGAAUGGACCGAGGAAUGCCAGAGAGCUCUUGUUAACAUCAAGGAGACGCUUGUCUCUCCACCGACUUUACAAAAGCCAAAACCCGAAGAAAUGUUGUUCUUAUAUCUCGGAGUCAGUGAUUCUGCCAUUAGCGCUGUUUUAAUACGUGAAGAAGGAUUGUUACAAUCGCCUAUCUAUUAUGUCAGCAAAGCCUUGCAUGAUGCCGAGUUACGUUAUCCUCCGAUGGAAAAAUUAACAUUUGCGCUUGUCGUUGCUGCUCGAAAAUUACGACCUUAUUUUCAAGAACAUUCCAUAACUGUUCGCACUUCGUAUCCACUUCGGCAGAUUCUGCACCGACCAGAUACCUCGGGACGCAUGAUCAAAUGGGCCAUUGAACUCGGACAAUUCGAUAUCCAUUACCAACCGAGGACCGCAAUCAAGGCUCAAGCCUUAUCUGACUUCAUCGCCGAGUUCACUCCGGCCAUCACAGUUCACCAUGAUAAUCAACCAUGGGUCCUCUAUAUUGAUGGAUCCUCAACAGCCAACCGAGCAGGCGCAGGGAUAGUUUUAGCUGACCCGGACAACCGGUUAUUCU
Messenger RNA from Striga hermonthica, 2787 nucleotides. The record is from the annotation of a GenBank genome assembly. Lineage: Eukaryota; Viridiplantae; Streptophyta; Magnoliopsida; Lamiales; Orobanchaceae.